This is a messenger RNA of Triplophysa rosa, 3099 nucleotides long. It is a transcript of the gene prkd4, whose product is annotated as protein kinase D4. Lineage: Eukaryota; Metazoa; Chordata; Actinopteri; Cypriniformes; Nemacheilidae. Bases 383 to 2980 code for a protein of 865 amino acids. Gene Ontology annotation, molecular function: ATP binding; protein serine/threonine kinase activity. The record is from RefSeq and is a predicted model, not a curated record. The transcript has 17 exons. Gene Ontology annotation, biological process: protein phosphorylation.
AUAAGAGUUGGUCACUAGUGUUUUUCGGUUACCAACAUUCCUCAAAAUAUCUUCUUUUGUGUUCUGCAGAAGAAAGUCAUGCAGGUUUGAAAUGACAAGAGGGUGAGAAAAUGAUGACAGAAUUUUACAUUUUGGGGUGAACUAGCCCUUCAAGAUCUAUGUGAAAAAGCAACAGAAUACCAAUUCAUUUCAUUUUGAAUGUUUGCGUUGCUCAGCAGACCCCUUCAUUUCACAUACGGAAACAUCAAUGUGUGUUUGAACUUCCUGUGUCAGCCGCCUCUUGUUUGACAGCAGAACAAGCACAAAGAAACCAGAGCAGCGGCAGAUAUCUUUUCAACAGGUCCGCAAAAUGUGCUAGUUUAAAUAUGUCAACGUGAGAAAAAUGUCUGCUAACACAAAGCACCGUCCAAAAAGCCUUGACAAAUGUUAUGUUUUCAAUGUUGCUGGUUCCUUCUCUCAGCUGGCCGUGGGGUCAGAAUCCACCCCAACGGGGCCCAUACGCAUCCAAUUCCAGAUCGGCCUCCUGAAAGAGGGUGUACUAAUACCUGAAGGGCACCUCACUCUCCAAGAUGCGAAAUGUCUCGCAGAAGAAAUCAUUGAGAGGAAGGCUCCAGAUUGCAGCGUUAAAGGUCUGGGUGAAAAGCUGCUGUUAUUCAGACAUGAACCGGACACAGAGCAGAUCUUACACAGACUCACUGACCAGCACCACAUUCGUGAUGGAGAUCUACUUGAAGUGGUGAUCUCCGGCACAGCUUCUGUGGCCGAGACAAAAUACCGCCCACAUUCCUUGGUCGUCCAAUCAUAUCGCACACCUACUUUCUGUCACUACUGCGGUGAAAUGUUAUGGGGACUAGUCCGACAGGGCCUGAAAUGCGAAGGAUGUGGUCUAGACUUCCAUAAGCGGUGUGCGUUCAGGUUACCCAACGACUGCUCUCGCGUGUAUCGGCGUUGUGGCCCCAGCCUGUCACUGUUCCCUCCUGGCCGGCCACGGGCCCUUACAUUCUCCAGUCACACGGGUGGAAGCCUGGAGGAGAUCAGCAUGUCAAAACCAUCACGCUCACGGCCUCCAUCCUGGGCAGAUGUGCCUGUGUCUGUGGGGGUCUGCGAGGGAAAGGACGGGCGACCCCGCGUUCCUCACACCUUCCAUAUUCAUACUUACACCAAACUCACCAUCUGUCAGUACUGCUUUCGGCUGCUGAAAGGCCUCUUCCGGCAGGGGAUGCAAUGUUCAGACUGCAAGUUUAAUUGUCAUCGUAGAUGUGAGCCUCUUGUUCCUCCUGAAUGUAGGGCCGAUAAAGUCAAUGGCGAAGUGAGCGUGUUAAGUUCACUGUUUUCAGAGCCCGAAGUCCCUAAUAAGGAGUCAGAGUUGGAUGUGGCGGUGGUGUCAGUAAACUCUCUUUAUGAAGAACUGCGCUAUAAAGAGCCACCAACAGAGGAACUGAAGCCACUGCAGCCGGCCACUCCAUGUUUCAGCAGUAAUAUUCCCCUAAUGCGAGUCUAUCAAUCGGUAAAACACUGUAAAAGAAGAUCCAGUGGAGUGUUGAGGAAAGGCUGGUUAAUGCACCACACCAGCACUGAUGCACUAAGAAAACGCCACUACUGGGAAUUAGAUGGAAAAACCAUCACCCUGUACCCAGAGGAAAACAGCAACAAGUACUAUAAGGAGAUACCACUCUCUGAGGUGCUUCAUGUUCGAGGCUUAGAUCAGCUGACUGUACCCGUGUUGCCAGAUAAUGGCGAGCACUCGUUUGAGCUGGUGACAAGCUCACUGGUGUAUUGUGUAUUUGCGGAUCAAGAGGGCCCGUGCUGGGAGUCAGCCCUCAAACUGGCCCUAAGACCUGUUCAAGGGACCAAACUGGACACAACAGACACCACAGGUCAAGGACAGCACAAUAAAGAGACCCAGGACAUCAGUGAGUAUUAUCAGAUCUUUUCUGAUGAAGUCUUGGGUUCAGGUCAGUUUGGGGUGGUGUACAGUGGCACGCACAGACAGUCAGGUCGCCCGGUCGCCAUUAAAGUCAUAGAUAAAACCAGAUUUCCUUCCAAACAAGAGGAACAGACCAAAAUUGAGGUCACAAUAUUACAAAAAUUGUCUCAUCCUGGAGUGAUUAAUUUGGAGGGAAUGUUUGAAACAUCACAACACACUUUUGUUGUCAUGGAGAAGCUCCACAGCGACAUGUUAGAGAUGAUUUUGUCUCAUGAGAAUGGACGUCUGACAGAGCGUACCACCCGUUUUCUUGCUAUGCAGGUUUUGGAGGCUUUGAGGUACCUGCAUAUGAAAAACAUUGCACACUGUGACCUGAAACCCGAAAAUGUGCUUCUGGCCUCACCUGAUCCAUUUUCUCAGGUAAAGCUGUGUGACUUUGGUUUUGCUCGUAUCAUUGGAGAGAAAUCCUUUCGCCGCACCGUAGUUGGGACCCCUGCGUACUUGGCACCUGAGGUCAUCAAAAAACAUGGCUACAAUCGGUCUUUGGACAUGUGGGCAGCAGGAGUGAUUUUAUAUGUCAGUUUGAGUGGGACUUUUCCUUUUAAUGAAGAUGAAGACAUUAAUCAGCAGAUCACCAAUGCUUCUUUCAUGUAUCCACGACAACCGUGGUCUCUCAUCUCACUGGAGGGUAAGAGAAACAAUGCUUGGAAUGUCGAUACGGAUUUAAGAGCUUCUCAUGCUUUUCAUUUAAAGUAUACUUUCUUAAUGUUUUUCUCUGUCAUUUUUUUAGCGGUGAACCUGAUCAAUAACCUGCUGCAGGUGGUGGUAAGACGCAGGUUCAGUGUUGGCAAAGCAAUGGGUCACCCCUGGUUUCAGAACUUCCAACUAUGGUGUGACCUCCGUGAGUUUGAACAGCGCAUGGGAUAUCGCUACCUCACUCACGAAGCAGAGGCCAAGCACUGGAGAUCUCAUGCCCAGGAGAGAGGCCUCAGUUUUCCAGAACAUUUAGCAGAAACGGAAAGUGAAGAGAAGGAAGAGCUGAUAGCCACGUAGAUUUUACUUUGACAGCAACUGUGAAUAUUGUAUUUUAUGAGAAACUUGUGAAACUGCUCUGUUGUCUAUCUAGUUCACUGUAAUCAAUCUUUGUUAUAUUUUCUAAUAAAAGAUAAAAG